GUGGCCUUUUAAAAUAUGCACCAGAGACACAGAGUACCACGCAGGAGCUGAAAAUGUUCCAAAGACUUCUGGGUUCUCUCUCCACUUUUCCCGUCUUUUCAACCCCCUUGCCUGACUUGGAUGAUGCGAUGUUCUGAGGAAUUCCUUAAUCCUAGUCACUCCUCAGUCAGGCACAUCUACGAAAGAUUGCAUCCGUAAUUUAAGAUGGCCAGCCAGCCACCAGAAGAGCCUGUGGAGACUCAGGUCUCAGAUGAGCUAGAGUGCAAGAUCUGUUACAAUCGGUACAACCUGAAACAGAGGAAGCCCAAGGUUCUGGAGUGUUGUCACAGAGUUUGUGCCAAAUGCCUCUAUAAGAUCAUAGACUUUGGGGACUCUCCCCAGGGUGUCAUCGUCUGUCCUUUCUGUAGGUUUGAGACGUGCCUGCCGGAUGAUGAAGUUAGCAGCCUGCCUGAUGACAAUAACAUCCUUGUAAACUUGACUUGUGGAAGCAAAGGGAAGAAAUGCCUGCCUGAGAAUCCCACGGAGCUGCUGCUCACCCCGAAGCGGCUGGCUUCCCUGGUCAGUCCUUCCCACACAUCCUCCAACUGCUUGGUUAUCACCAUCAUGGAGGUGCAGAGGGAGAGUUCCCCAUCUCUCACCUCUACACCUGUGGUAGAAUUUUACAGGCCGGCAAGUUUCGACUCUGUCACCACAGUGUCCCACAACUGGACGGUGUGGAACUGCACCUCCCUACUCUUUCAGACGUCCAUCCGGGUGUUAGUGUGGCUUCUAGGCUUGCUAUACUUCAGCUCCUUGCCCUUAGGGAUCUAUUUACUGGUGUCUAAGAAAGUCACCCUUGGGGUAGUCUUUGUUAGCCUCGUUCCCUCUAGCCUUGUCAUCCUUAUGGUGUAUGGUUUUUGCCAAUGUGUUUGUCAUGAAUUUCUGGACUGUAUGGCACUUCCUUCUUAACCAAUAUGCAAAAUAGGAAAUUUGGCACUUACGGCUACAUUCAAAUGAUGUACGUACAAUUUGCUUUCUUUUGUAUUCUCUAUGAUUAGUGUCUACAGCCUCAACAAAGCCCUUGGCCAUAUGUCUGUGGUCCAUUUUCUGUCCAGAUGUUGGCUUGAUGGGUUUUCUUGGAUUCUGAACAUUUUCUAAAAAGUUCAUUUCUACAUAGGGGUUAACCAAGAAAGCAAGGCUGUGUGCAUAGCUUUUAGGGAGCUCUGACAAUUGUGAGAUGUCCAUGAGCAAAGGUGUGGGCACAGGCAAGGUGUGUUAUACCGUGGCAGGGUAUUUGUGAAGAGGUAGGGAUAAAUGGAGUCCUCCUUCAAGUUAGGGGUAUUUCAUGAUAAUAGGUGGAUGUCACAGGCAGGUUGCUCCAAAACACAUAGGUAUGCACCCAAUUUUCUUAGCACUGGAGCCCCUAAUCAUCUUCAGGUGCUUUCUCUCUUAAGGCAAUGCUUCUCUGAGGUCUGCUACCUGCCCUCAGAUCCAUUUCUCUUCUGUGCGGUGCUCCCUGACCCAGAGUCCUGCAAUAUCAUCCCCUUGGGUGGUUCCUGCAGAAUUUCCUGUUUGGGCAUGUUGCUAGAGAAGAGGGACGACUUUGAGAAGUUUGCAAGGAAGUAGACCUCACGCCAGGGCAUGGCCAUUUAUCCUUACCACAGGCCUUUUCCUUCAUGUGCGGUUUUUCUCCCAGGCUUCCCAGAGAAGAUCUGAGCAGUUUUGGCAUGUGGAAAUAUUCACUGGAGUAAUUCCUUAUAGCAUUUUAGGUUUGUUUGAUUUCUAACCACAUUCUUCAAUCAGCCCAUGCCUUAUCCUGAACAAAGUUCCAUUUAAAUUAGUUGCUAUCAGUUUAUGAAGGUUUCAUUUUCUUCCCCUUGUUUUAGAAAUUUGCUUAGGUCUGAUUUGGCUGACUCCUGCAACACUCUGGGGGAACCUGUGAUGGUGAAAACCCAGCAACAGGUCGCCAGUUGCUCUAGUCCUAGGCACUGAGAACCCACGUUCUGUUGAAUGGUACCAGACUGCAGUGGCUUGGGUUUAUGUCCUAUGGAAGUCCAGGCAAAAGAAAGGGUGAAGCCAUGCCGAGUUGAUGCCCUGCUUGGAGAGACAAGUCAAGGGAGUGAAGUGGAGGUGGCCAGGUAUGGCUCACUUGCGGCUGUUCAGUCAGUUUGGGGAUAGAUUCAAGUCCUUCAGUGUAUUUUCUGUAAAAGCAUAAGUAAGCUACAUGGCCUGAGUAUGCACCCUGCUUCAUGAAAUGGGGUGGGGGGCAUUGAAUGUAUAUAUUUGUGGGAGUAAGUUGUCUAGCAAGUUUUAGAUGGGGAAUAGAAUGUUCACAGAAACUAGGCAAAAAGAGGGAAGAAAGCUUCUUAGUCUGAAACUCAUUGCUGAUACUUAACAAUAAAAUACCCGUAAUGCUUAGUGAAGGGCUUUACCAAGACUCCGUUAACUUGUUUGUGGUGAAACAUUUGUAGUGUGAAAUAGUUACAGGGGACCAGUUCCAAACUCCAUAUUAAGGAAAACAUGGAUGCUUACCUAGAAUAGGAGUUUUAUUUUAGUUGUGUAACUACUGACUUUGAGAACAUGUAUGCCCAAGGUACAUAUACUGAGAAAGUAUAUGUGGGAUGUGGUCCAAUGAAAUUUAACCCCCAACUUAGAGCUAAAUGCAGUUAUGAUUCCAGAAACCCUAGUUUUAGGUAGUAUUGUGGAUGCGGUUUCCAGAAUUCCAUUUGUACUUUGAGUAAAUACAAUAUUUAAGAGGUUUUGUGGUUUGGAUUUAUAUAUUUAUAAGGUUUCUUUUUUAAAAGAUGCUCAUUUUGUGUGAAUUGUAGCGUUGAGUGAGUUGGUGAGUUACCGCAGGAAGAGAUUUGCAGAAGGCUCUGGACCAACGCUGUGUUUUGCUGCUUUGUGUGAUGUCUGCAGUGCUGAAGUUGUGUCUGUAUGCGCCGUGGCAAUGUUUUUCUUAAUGCCAAUGUGUUGAUUUGGUUUUAAAGAGUU
Molecule: messenger RNA, 2973 nt
Organism: Cricetulus griseus (Chinese hamster)
Lineage: Eukaryota; Metazoa; Chordata; Mammalia; Rodentia; Cricetidae
Source: RefSeq, a predicted model, not a curated record